Messenger RNA from Rosa chinensis, 897 nucleotides. RefSeq names its product receptor-like protein EIX1. The transcript has a single exon. The record is from RefSeq and is a predicted model, not a curated record. NCBI's taxonomy places the organism in Eukaryota, Viridiplantae, Streptophyta, Magnoliopsida, Rosales, Rosaceae. The annotation marks the transcript as partial. Gene Ontology annotation, molecular function: protein binding.
AUGGGACACAGUAGUGACAGUACUGCAUUGUUCCUCCUUCUUUCAUUUUUACUACUAUCAGGAACUUCAUACCUUGACAGAGUCACACUUGGUUUCUGCAAUGCAGAUCCUAAUGUGGGUUGCAUGGAUAUCGAGAGGAAAGCCCUUCUGAAGCUCAGAGAGGGACUCACUGAUCCUUCAGAUCGGCUUUCAUCUUGGGUUGGAGUAGAUUGCUGCAAAUGGAGAGGUAUAGGCUGCAACAAGACAACUGGACGCGUGGAUAGCCUUAAUCUUCGCAACCCGUAUGUAGAUGUUUCGGAGAGUGAUGAUGGAACACUGCAUGCUUUAGGAGGUGAGAUCAAUCCUUCAUUGCUUGUUUUGAAAGAUUUGGUUGACUUGGAUUUGAGCAUGAAUAACUUUGGAGGUCUAGAACUUCCAAGUUUCAUUGGAUCACUAGAAAAAAUAACAUAUCUCAAUCUAUCUGGUGCAUCAUUUGGUGGAGUAAUUCCCGCCAAUCUUGGAAACCUUUCAAAAUUGCUUCAUCUUGAUCUCAGUAAUAAUGCUGUUGAGAGUGAUCUCAGAUGGCUUUCCAGUCCUUCUUCCUUACAGUUUCUUAACUUGGGAGGAGCAAACCUUACCAAGGCUGCACCAUAUUGGCUUCCCACUGUUAAUAUGCUCCCUUCACUUCUUGAAUUGCAUUUGCCUGGCUGUGGACUUUCCAUCCUUCCACCUGCUCUUCCUCAUAUCAAUUUCACAUCACUUUUGCUUCUUGACCUCUCUGCCAAUGGUUUCAACUCCACACUUUCUCCCUGGUUGUUCAAUCUGACUGAACUAGUCAACCUUGACCUAAGUAGGAACAGUCUCAAUGGAGAACUUCCAGAAACACUCGGGAGUUUGACUCAUCUGAAGAACCUUGAU